Messenger RNA from Salvia miltiorrhiza (redroot sage), 2861 nucleotides. Its product is annotated as BTB/POZ and MATH domain-containing protein 2-like. Bases 1299 to 2510 code for a protein of 403 amino acids. Gene Ontology annotation, molecular function: protein binding. Gene Ontology annotation, biological process: protein ubiquitination. The transcript has 4 exons. The record is from RefSeq and is a predicted model, not a curated record. NCBI's taxonomy places the organism in Eukaryota, Viridiplantae, Streptophyta, Magnoliopsida, Lamiales, Lamiaceae.
UUUCACACACACACACACUCUCUCAAUUGCCUCGCCUCCACCAUCCACCGCCUCUCCUCCACCCUCCAGCCGCCGCUCGUAUAUUAAGGGGUGGCGCGGCCCCUCCCCUGACCUUCUCUCUCUACCGGAAGCCCUAGGUCCUCAAUUUACAGCCUCCUCCUCGACGAUUCCCGGCGACUGCACUGCCGGAAGGCCGCCGCCACCAAGCUCAGCUCUAGGUUCUCUUCCGACGCCAAUCCUCUCUCUGUCCAAAUCGCCACCGCACCUAUUCCGCCUUCCACCGCGCCUCCUCCGCCGUUGAUACUCACGGCUAUGCUUCGGUCUCGCCGCCCCCUCCAUCUCAACACCUUCGCGCUGCCUACACCGCCUCAUCCUAGAGCCGCCUCCACCCUCUCAGUGAAAUCCUAGCUUUUUUGUUUCUGAUUUUUUUGGGGUCGGCUUUAACUUGAAGCAUUUUUACUUUCCCAGAAUUGUGAUUUGUUUUGGGAUUUUACUUGGUUUUGGGAUUGUUACUUGAGAUUUUUUUUGAAAUUUUACUUGAAGGAUUUUUACUUUCCCAGAAUUACUAAUUUUUUUGGGGACUUUUACUUGAAAUUUGUUUAGGGAUUUUACUUGAAGGAUUCUUACUAUCCCAGAAUUGCGAUUUUUUUUUGGGAAUCUUGGAAUUUUAAUUAUUUUGAGGAGUUAGUCUUCUUCGCUGAGCAGGCUACUUCAUUUCGCCGGACUUGGUUGGGUGUGUAAAGGUGGAGGGAAAUGACGGAGCAGACUUGGCAAAAGUUUUGAGGAAGAAAUGAUUAUUCAGUUAAUAAACAUGUGGAUCAUUUACAUUAGAAGUCAGUAAUGGCAACCCAUUCAGCUUGCGCCAAGUGGACAAUCAAGAUUCUCAUUUCACAGCCGAGCACGUUAGCAUUUCUCAGUUUAAUUACUUGCGACAGCGCAACUAUAUAUACUUCGGCGUGAGCUCAUGCUACCGCUCUGAUAAAUCUUCUCUCUCUCUCUCUAACAAAGCUCCCCUUUAAUUUCCCCCGAAAGGCCGAAAUCCUAUCCGACCUGUCUCAAGUGUCAAAUUCCAAUUCAAUUCAAACGAAAAAGACGCUAGAUUCACUCGCAAUUGCUUUCCCCUCAGAAACCCUUAUCCAUAUCCACCAAUUCUGUAUAAAUCCUCUGAUUUUUUCUCCCAGAUCUGUCCUCAAUUCCCUAAAUUGCUUAUUCGUUUUUUCUUUGACAAUUUUUAUUCAACCCAAAAGUUCCCCGAUUAGUUCAUUCUUCUUGCGUAUAUUCAAGCGUGUGCGGUUGGAAUGGGAAGGUUUAAUCGGGAGAUAUCGAAACGGUCGUCUUCGUCAGAGCCGGCGGUGACGACGUCAACGUCGAGAACUGAAACCGUUAACGGUUCCCACGAGUUCAAGAUCGCGGGGUACUCGUUGUCGAAGGGAAUUGGGAUUGGGAAGUACAUAGCGUCGGAUACGUUUAUGGUUGGCGGGUACGAUUGGGCGAUUUAUUUCUACCCUGAUGGGAAAAGCACGGAGGACAAUUCCACCUACAUCUCGCUUUUCAUUGCAUUGGCGAGUGAGGGAACAGAUGUUAGGGCGCUUUUUGAGCUAACUCUGCUCGAUCAGAGUGGAAGAGAGAGACACAAGGUGCAUAGCCAUUUUAGCAGGGCUUUGGAGAGCGGGCCUUACACACUUAAAUAUCGAGGCAGCAUGUGGGGUUACAAGCGUUUUUUCAAAAGAACUGCUCUGGAAACCUCCGACUACCUAAAAGAUGAUUGUCUUCAAGUUCGUUGCUGUGUUGGUGUUGUCAAGUCUCACACAGAGGGACCUAAGAUCUACUCUAUACCGUUACCCCCAUCCGACAUUGGUCAGCAAUUCGGGAAGCUGCUUAAAAGUGGAAAAGGAACUGAUGUAAAUUUUGAAGUUGAUGGAGAAACUUUUUCUGCUCAUAAAUUGGUACUUGCAGGUCGGUCUCCAGUAUUCAGGGCUCAAUUAUAUGGUCCAAUGAAGGAUCAUAACACAAGAUGUAUAAAAGUUGAGGAUAUGGAGACACCAGUGUUUAAGGCGUUACUUCAUUUUAUAUACUGGGAUUCACUACCUGAUAUGGAAGAGCUUACUGGAAUGAACUCGAAAUGGGCUUCAACCUUGAUGUCUCAGCACCUGCUUGCUGCUGCUGAUCGGUAUGGUUUAGAUAGGCUCAGGGUGCUCUGCGAGGCUAACCUCUGUGAUGACGUAGCUAUUAAUACUGUUGCAACAACAUUGGCACUGGCAGAACAGCACCAUUGUUUCCAGCUAAAAGCUGUCUGUCUCAAAUUUGUAGCAUUGCCUGAAAAUCUUAGAGCCGUAAUGCAGACUGAUGGGUUUGAAUACCUGAAAGAAAGCUGUCCUAAUGUUCUGACUGAAUUAUUGGAGUAUGUUGCAAGGAUCAACGAACACUCUAUAGCCACCGGCAAGCAAGGAAUUGAAGGUAUCCUGGACGGCAGCGAUGCCAAUGGCAGACGCGUGAAGCAAAGACUAUAACAUAAGUUGCUAUUGACUGGUACCUUCAAAUAGCUCAGAUGAGAGAGAAAUUAAUUAGCAUAGGUUCAUUAGGGUUAAGUAGCAUCUGUCUUCAUGCUGAAUCUAGUUUGAUGCAAGCUGUAAAUGUUGCUGUGAUCUGAUCUCUUCUCCCUUCUGUCAUUCUUGUGGUUAUAGGGUCUUGUAUCUGUUUGUAGUUUGUGCAUUGUUCCAUUUAAUUAAAGAAGGUGAGGCAUUAACUAAUUGUGUUUGUAAUUGAGCAGCAAGAAACUUUGUCACCUUUUGUAUGUAAUUCAUCAUUGUGUUGUGUAUAAAGAAUUGUAGGCUAGGAUAUGCUGACUUCUUUCUUUCAAA